AACCAACUUCUGCACUCGUAACAGGAAAAGUCGGGGAAACGCGUCAAUAUCCGCGCCACUCCUGCGUCUGCUCAGCGUGUGUUUGAAGGCUGUUACGGUAAACGGUGACAGGGCGGCACUUCACCGGAGUAGUUGCCGCCACUUGGCCGCGGUUGAGAGCACCUUUGUCGGCGUUCAGUGCUGGGACGACUCGCUGCUAUGAAGCGUAUGCACUGACCGGAUUUCGGGACUGUUUGGACUACUUCUUGGUUUGUUUUUGCGCUGGAUUCCUCUCGCGGUUCGUUGCCUCUGUCUUACUGUGGAAUAGCAAACAAUUAUAUAAAAAUAAAAAUGCCUGCCAAAACGAAGUACAACCUCGUUGAUGAUGGACAUGAUUUGAGGAUCCCGCUGCACAACGAGGAAGCCUUUCAGCAUGGCAUCAACUUCGAGGCAAAGUACAUCGGCAGUCUGGAUGUGUCGCGGCCGAGCAGCCGAGUGGAGAUCGUGGCUGCGAUGAGAAGAAUACGGUACGAGUUCAAGGUGAAAAACAUCAAGAAGAAGAAAGUCCACAUCGUGGUCUCUGUAGACGGCGUGAAGGUCGCCUUGAGGAAAAAGAAAAAAAAGAAGGAGUGGACGUGGGACGAGAGCAAAAUGAUGGUGAUGCAGGAUCCUAUUUACAGGAUAUUCUACGUUUCGCACGACUCCCAGGAUCUGAAGAUCUUCAGCUACAUCGCCCGAGAUGGACAGAGCAACCUCUUCCGCUGCAACGUCUUCAAGUCCAAGAAGAAGAGUCAGGCCAUGCGCAUCGUUCGGACGGUCGGCCAGGCCUUCGAGGUUUGUCACAAGCUGAGUCUGCAUCACACGCAGCAGAGCGCAGACGGACAGGAGGACGGCGACAAGAGCGGCAACGACUCCUCCAUCACAGGCGUGCGUGCUUAUCCACCUGUGUGUGUGUGUACUUUCCACGGCUCAGCUCGGGAAAUAGCGGGCGCGGAGAAGGCUGCGAUUGUCGCGGAGGAGACGGACAUCGACGCCGAGGAGGCGAACGUGGCGGUGGCGCUGCUGCCGCCGCCGACCGCGGAGGAGUUAGACCUCAACAGAGGAGUGACUGAUCUGGACGCCACGGCCAGGACUCCUGAGAUAGAACCCACAGAAAACAAGGCUCCAGAGGAGGCCUCUCUGCUUAUGUCCACUCCCAGGAUGCUGCUCCCUGCCUCAAGCACACUGCCACCAGUCGCCCCCCUGUCUGUCCACCACCAGAUCCAACUGCUCCAGCAGCAGCUUCAGCAACAACAACAGCAGACACAAGUGGCUGUAGCACAGGUGCACCUGUUGAAGGACCAGUUGAGCGCAGAGGCCACAGCUCGUCUGGAGGCUCAGGCUCGAGUUCAUCAGCUGCUGCUGCAGAACAAAGACCUGCUGCAGCACAUCUCCCUGCUGGUGAAACAGAUCCAGGAGCUGGAGACCAAGAUGUCUGGACCAAACAUAAUGGGCUCCCAGGACAGUUUGCUGGAGAUCACCUUCAGGUCCACAGUUCCUCCCGUGAUCUGUGACGCCACGACCCCGAAACCCGAUGUGACGGCUCUGAACCUGCCCGUGCUCGGCAACAGCGACUGGACCAGCAACGUCUUCUCGUCUUCCAACGGGACUCUCGGAAGCCCGCUAGUUGAUCAAAGCAUGUUUCAGAACUCCACUGCUCAGCAGCAGAGUCCCCAGAUUUCCAGGCCAGGUCAACCCUCCUCCGCCCGACGCUCCCUGGCAUCGGCUAAUCCUAAUCUGGGCUCUGGAAGUGUCGACUCUUCGUCCUCCGGAGGCCAGCAUAGGCUGAAAAAUGCCAUUAAUCUUGGCAAGGCUGUCGGUGCGAAGGUCAAUGACCUGUUAAGGCGGAAGGAGCCCAGUCAUCACGGGGACAUCGGCGUCACCGAAGUCAACAAAAAUGUCGCCGCUGUUUGGAGCUGCAUGGACCAGACGACAGCCAACAGUCACGUCUCCUCCUUCAACUCCUUCCCUCGGCUGGACCCGCCGCCGCCGUCAGGGAAGAAGCGCCUCCCACGAGCCUUGAAGACCACGCAAGAUAUGAUGAUCUCCUCCGACCCCGUGGUCUCCUCUCCGGAAGCUGCAGACACCCCCUCGUUCAUGCCCUCCCCGGGAAAGACGCCUCUGAUGUCUCAGGAGGAGCAGCAGCGGCAGGAGGCCGAGGCGUCGACGAAUAUCGACGUGGAGAAGAACGCCGCUGCUCAUUCUGAGCUGACGGCGCGCGACAGCAAGGCUGAUGGAGUGACAGGUGGGGAAGAUGUCAUAGAAAACAGGAGCUGUGACGGAGACAUGGAGGAGCUCCAGCUUCAGCUGCAGCUCUCUGUACCAGACCUCAUCCACAAAGACCCGCCUCUGCCGGAGCCCCGAGCCAAUCCCUGCGACGUCUGGCAGAAGGCGUCAGGGCCAGACUCCCGGCUGGCCUCCACCCCCUGCUCCGGGAAAACGGCCUGUCGCAUCAGCCUGGGCGAGGAGGUCCUGCUGGGGAACGGCAAAGGCCCCGCAGUGGGCGCCGACGACGCGGAGCCCCACCCGGACCUGCUGUCGUUCGAGUAACAAGCAGAGCCGUGAUACGAGCUCCAGAUACCACUUCAGUAUGAUUCAAAAAGAAAAGUUUGGAACGGGGUGCAAGCGUCUGUGGCGUUAAUUCAAAGGAGGAUGAAAUAUUCACUCACUGCCACUUCUCAUUAAAUAUACAAAGCUUUUUUUUGGCUUUUCGGGGGGAAAAGGGAACAAGAACUUCCAGACGUCGCGGCUCAGAGCUCAGAUGAGUUCUGUAGAAAUGUGCGAGGUCAGUCAGACAGUACGAGCUUAUUACUUUAAAGACAAAGACAGAGCUGAGCAGUGAUAGAGAGCAACGCUUCAGUUUAGUGAAGAUUUAAACAAAAACAAAAAGGAUUUUUACCACGUUUAAUCUCUUAUGACAUGUUAACAAUGUCAGGUCUGCUUUCAGUCGUGUAAACACAAGCAGACGCAAUCGCGUUAUCGUGUAAUGAAUGUAACUUUAAUGUUGUGAGUUAUCACUUAAAAAUGAGCUAGUGGUGAGCAUGAAAGAUUUAGUACUGAUUUUUUUUUCCUUCUACAGUGUUGAGCUAUUUUAUUAUUAAUCAUCAUUUAACUGCAAGCUGAUCACAUUUUAAUCCACAUAAAGGGACACUGUGUUACAGGAUUGUUAUUAAUUCAUAUUAUAUAGACGCUGCUAUUUGAAACCAGUUAGAAACGGCAACUAAUAGAAUAUUAUAUAUAUAGAUAUAUAUUUUAAGUAAAUGGCAGCGUGACGGGAAACUGACUCUGGAGAGGAAGAAGGAAACAAAGUGUGGGAAGCUGAAUUGGACGAGGACGUUGUUAGAGGAGGCGAAGGUUUUGGGGGGAAGUUCCCUUUCAGUUCAGUCGAGUAGAAAAUUCAGAUCGCGAUUGAAACCUUUUGACCCUGGACUUUAUCCAUAUUAAAUCAUCCUCUCUACCUUUGAAUUCAAAUGAGCUGGUCCUCAUCUGCACUGACCUUUAGCAACGUGUGUGGCAAACUCAGAGAGAGAGGAGGAGAGGGGAGGGGAGGGGAGGGGGUUUUCAACCCUAAAAAGCUGGAAAACACGUGAAGUGAAAAUGUCAAUCAGCAACGUGGAAGAUAAGUUACAUGAAUGAGAUAUUAGAACAAAUUAAACAGUACAAUAACUUUCUUCUGAACUGUGCUCUUCAAGAUAUUUCAUUAAGUUUUUAUAUCUGAGUGCGGACACAUUAUACACAUAAUGCAUUCCCCACCACCUUACCCUAACUUUAACCAUCACAACCCUAAAAAGAGUGCCUAACCCUAAAAAACCCUGAAGAAGCCCUUUAAAAGUUUGAGGCCCAAACAAAAUGUCCUCACAAAGAUAGAUUUUUUUUACUAACCUUAACCAGAAACAAGGUUAUGGCCUCAUUAGGACCGGGUUUUGGUCUCCACAAGGACUCUUUCAUGCCACAAGAGGUAGCAAAAUCAAGUACACACACUUACACAUAUCAUUUCUUUCCCCGACCUGAGUUUUAAUAUCAUAAACUCUUUAUUUUACAUGAUUUAUACGUUAAAUAUAGUGUAGGUGACUCUACAGACUUGUCAGAGUGGCACUUCUCUGAUGAGCGCUGACAGCAGCACACUAGUUUAUUAAUUUAGUUCCCGUCGGCAGGUUAUUUGGUUACGGCUGAUAUCAACACCAUCAACGCGUGACUCAACCGUAAUGUUUUGGUGCUUUUUUGUUAAAAAAGAAAAGUCAAUUGGCUCCUUUUAUUCUGAGAAAAGGUCAAUUAUAUCAGAAUUUGCAACUAAGCUUAGAUCAAACCAAACUUGAGCUGAAGUGACUGAACUGAAAGUGGAUUUUUGGACCAGACAGACUGUCAGGAUGAAUGAGCAGAGAAAAGUUGAUUAUUCUUUUAUAUUUUGAAGUACAAAAGAAAGGCGGGAUAAUUAGUUAUCAGUGGAAGCAGAUGAAAGAUGUGUAUUUUAUUCAAGCAGAUCGUCGAGUGACAGACCAAAGGCACACGUUAGCAGCUCAGUGAGACAGGUCGCUUUAUCGGCGCUGCCUGAGUGUAAAUAAUUCAUUCUGAAGUUGACAUUUCCUCCUCCUUUAUUUCCACUACAUCUACUUAUGAAAGAGUGAAAACCAAAGUCAAAGCAUUUCUGAUGUUUCAGUCGAAAUUCGUGUCAUUAUGUGUUGAAUCGUCUUGACUUUUCUGACUCUGGACGUUGAAUGGAAAACAAUCACACACAAACGCACACAGACGCCCAGACCCAAAGCUGGAAGUGACCUCGUCGGGAUUCCCUGACCUGAGACGAGAGUGAAGCGGACACAGAGGCAGCUGUUAGUGGUGCUCGGGUCACGUCCAGCAGCAGAAUGAGAGGAAUGUGGAGCCGGACUCUGACAGAAAAGACGCCUUUGUCUCGCUGACUCUUGUCUCACGCGUGUUUUUGGAAAGGUCACUUCAUUUUGAACGUUCGGACGUUUCUCACGGACCAAACCAUGAAGUCAGUCAGUCCGUGCAAAUAACACAAACAUGUUGUUUUCAUCACGUUAUCUAAAGUCCGGACCGGAGUUUUCCACACUUUUUUUUUUAAAGAUGACAGAAGAGCAAAUUUGCACAUAAUUUAACAACUUCUCAUACUGCCAUUUCUGUGACUCCUGAUAUUAUUUUGAAAAGGUAAAUCAGCUGCCAACGCAGAUUAACACAUUUCCGAUCCAUAAAAUCGGCUAAUUUAUCUCCCAGAAUUUGGAAAUGACACACAGAAGAAAUCUCUAAAUGAGGUGACUAGACAGGGCUUGUAAUCAGAGGGUUGCCAGUUCCAAUCCCCCUGCCAGGUCCAGGGCUGUGGUCCCCCAGAGCAGGGAGUCAAUCCCACUGCUCACUUUUAUUUGGACACUCAGGUUCCAGCCGGUUCCAAACCUGGAUUAGCAGAUUAUCUAUCUGCUGUUGUGAUCCCUCGAGAGCAAGAAGCCAAAAGGACAAUGUUUUUUCUUUUUAAUUUGGGCAAAUUCAUUCUUUAAAGCAACUAUUUUACCUUAAAAGAGGUGGAGACUCCGUUUUAUCAGCUAGAUGUAGAGAUUUUAUUGAAAUUGCCCUGAUCAAAACACUGAGAAUAGGACAAUAACAUCACAGUUAUACAUUUAACAUAGAGAUGUUUGGGUUUAUAUGUUUUUAUGCUUGAUGUUAUCCCCAUUUUCUGUAUUUGUUUCAUGAGUCACUGUAGAUUUUUGGGACUGAAAUGCAAAGUCAACAACAGUCAAACUUAAGUCACAUGAUGUUCAAUCCAGAUUAUUCCCACAAACGAGACCAGAGAGACACAAACACAGACAUUACUCAUAUAAAAAUCCCCACAAUUAAGUGAACUAUUAUGCUCAGGAAUCACUGACAGUGACACAUAGUGAGGUUGUUUUUAGGAUAAUCCAGUCCGAUAAUCCAGUCUGUCUCAUCUCACAGGUAGUUUUUAUGUUGUUGUUUUUUUAAACCUCAAAGAUUUAAACACACACACACACACACACACAGACUGAGUGACAACAGCAGCUGUACAAAGUUCAUGAAAAAAACCACUAAACUACAUUUCUUUUGUAUUAUUUUCUUUUAUGAUGAAGGAACAACGUUGUAGAUUUUAUGGAAAUAUUCCAGCGUUUUUUGCUCUCUGUUGUUUUAAUAUGCAAAUGAAUCUUAACGCUUAACAAAUGAAGGAAUUCUUUUAUUUUAAUAUUCCACAUAUGGCCGAGCGUGUGUCUGUGCCUGACAAAUGAAAACGAAUGAUCUCGCUUUCUGUGUUUUUAGGAGUCGGUAAAUAGGUGUUAUGUUUUGUGAUGAAUGAACGAAGGAAGGAAGUGAAAUCACGGCACAAAUGGAACCUGGAAUUCAUUAUUAUAUAUUUACACUGAUUGAAGAAUUGAAAAUAUGCUACGGAAAAAAAUCAACUAUUUUUGACUUUUAUUUUCCUGAUGUAUCUUUCGUUCUUUUUUUUAAGAAAAUCUGGGGAUGUAAUAACUUUUUUGUAAUCUUUAAAGAAAACUGGAAAUAGAUCUAAUCAUGACUUUG
This is a messenger RNA of Solea solea (common sole), 6555 nucleotides long. Its product is annotated as carboxyl-terminal PDZ ligand of neuronal nitric oxide synthase protein-like. Bases 331 to 2568 code for a protein of 745 amino acids. Gene Ontology annotation, molecular function: nitric-oxide synthase binding. The transcript is spliced from 13 exons. The record is from RefSeq and is a predicted model, not a curated record. Lineage: Eukaryota; Metazoa; Chordata; Actinopteri; Pleuronectiformes; Soleidae.